AUGAGUUUAGCGAGGAGAAACCAACUUAAUACUAUCACAGGUGGUUUCCACUUCGCUAAAACAGAUGCUUUUGGGAAUAAAUGGAAGACAUGUAUUCUUGUCGUACUUUUUUUCUCAAAUUUCGUAUUUUAUUUCGAUAAUUGGAAACCAAAACUCAUUUUUAGUACAACAUUCGCAUUAAUCAUCCUUCUACUGAAACUAUUUUCAUACAUAAUUAAUAAACUAUAUGAUAACGCUACAACUUAUAAUAUAGAAGGUGAUGAUGUACAAGAAGUUGAAACAGAAGGAUUUCAACUACCGAAAGGCAUUUCUCUUCAACUAUGGGAAAAGCGACAAGUCAUUUGGAACAAUUUACACAAUUUAGAUGAAGCUGCUUUCAUUUUGAUCACAUCCGGCUUCAAUCCAGACGAAGUGUACGCAUUAAUAGCAUUAGCAUCAAAUGGAACCAUCAACAGUACUACAAAAUUAGCACAAAGACGUAAAAAUCCGAAUAUUCGACAUACAAUUCACUUUUGCGGCAAAGAAUUCAAUCUCAAACGCGGAAGAGAAGAAUUUUCACGCAUAAUGGAUCGCCCCACCAACAUUUUCGAAAUCUUUAUUUGUUAUUUUGUUGCAGCUCUUACGAUAUUUGCGAUAGGAACGUUUAAAACCGACUACUACUGUAUUGGUAUGGGUGUAAUACUUGGCUUUUCGCUAUUUUCACUCAUCCAACAGCCUACUGUUGAGCCAUAUGGUAUGCUCAUGACAGAUUCAACAUAUAAGUACACCAGAUGUCUUUUUAUAUCAAUUUUUUCUGGUAUUAAUUGCAUUUUGGUGUAUUUCAAAUACGAUUUACCUUUAAUGCGAAUUUUAAUAAUUUUAAUUCCAAUACUAAUUGUUGUAGGAGCAAUUGGACACACAAUACUUACAAUACAUUACAUAUUUGAGACAGUUAACUUAUAUUUAUUUGGUAUUCUCGGUUCUACUUCGACAUGGAGAUCAUUACUCGAAUUACUUAUCAAUACAGCCAUUAUUGCCAUCGGAUAUGUAAUCUCUACGAAGUUACAUGUCAAAUUCCUUCCUACAAUUCUUGUAUCAAUUAUGUCAAUUUUUGCAAAUUUGGAUUCUAUGUUAUUCUCCAAAUUUAGCAUCAAAAAACUUAUAUUAUCUGGCCUAUUCGUAGUAUUUGCAGCUAUUGGCUCAAUAUUCCCUAUUCUUCUCGUUACAAACGCUUAUAGAUUUUUCAUACCGGGAAUAUUAAUCGUAACUUGCAUGAUAUUACCAUAUUUACAAUCUUUUAAUCAAUAUAUUUUCUUCCACUGCGAAAGUAUCGUUUUUCCUGACAUUUUCUGGAAAAUUGAGUCAGUUCUUCGAUCAUUCUUAGUAGGAAUGUUUAUUUCAUACUCUAUAAAAGACGAAAAUACUAUAUACGCCCCUCUUUUGGCACUUUUACUCUAUAGAAUUGCGAUGACUUCACCGCAACUGGGUAGUUUCGCUAUUGUCAUUGCCUGCUUCACUGUAUACUACAAAUUUUCGGCGAAGAACACCUCUGUUGGGUCGAUUCUCGCUGCAUUUAUUGCAUUGAAGAUUUUAUCAGUGAUAAGGGUAGUUUCUGCUAUGACAAUUAACAGCCAAUGGAUCUGGAUAAACCCACAAGAGGGUUUACUUGAAAGUCUUUUAUAUGGACUUUUCAAUUUAUUUUGCACAUAUUAUAUUAAUCCAACGAGUUUCUUCACAACGAUCUCGUUAGUGUAUUCUAUGUUUACGGGUGAAGCCCAAUCUUUGAUAUUUGGCGCCAGUAAGUUAUUUACUUUUUCAGCUCCACGACCUUAUUGUUUUCUUGAAUCGAUUUCGAUGUCAAAUGACGAGGAGUUCCAUACCAAUGAGACUAACCAGAGAAUAGAACUCCCUGCUUAUAUUUCUCUCGGUAGUGAGUUGGAAAAUGUUUUGAACGAUAGGUUGAAAAAUGGUCAGCUCGGAUUUGUCCUUCCAGACAGCUUCUAUUUGUUCACUUCUAAUGAUUUACUUGGCAUAGUGCAUGUGAUAUCACUGUCUAUCCAUGAUAUUAGGUUUGAUUUGCGUUGUAUGGAGUUUAAACAAACAACAAGCUGCCAUCAUAAUGAAAUAGCACAUUUGAACAGAUUAGUUGCUGACCAUCAGCCAUUUGGAAACUUCCUGCAGUCAUAUAUGUAUAGAUUUAGCGCUUAUGAACUGAAAUCAAAGAAAUUUUCCCUCAAUAACUUCUCUUUGUCAUCAAUUUCGCUUGAGAAUGUAAAUGCAGGAUGCAGUGAUGAGAAAAAGCUGAGAUAUCAGUUCUUUUCUUCAAUUCUCGCUGUAAUCCAAGAAAAUUUAGAAAAAUCUCAAAACAAUUCCGAGCAAAUUGAAGAAACUAGCGAUAACUCCAUCCCAUUAGUGCAAAUACCCAAACAAACAGAGUCACAAUUCACAGAAGAAGAAAUAGAAAUGAUAAAUCAAUUUUCCAUGAAAUAUAAUACUCAAAUUGACAAAACAAUAGUACACAAUGUAUAUGAAGAUCUCAAAUAUUCCGUUGCAAACAUAAACGAGACAAUUUUCGAUGAUAAUUUCAAUGAUGACAAGAAAAACAUCGGAAAAGCCACUCGAAACUACAUUUUACUUCUUCUCAUGGAUUCUGUUGGUAUUGCUCCAGACAUUCUCGAUCCAAAUACCGCAGAAACCGAAGAAGAAAAGCAGCAAAUCCUUGAUGACAUUUUUGACUUCAUUGACAGUUCACUUGACACAGAAGCAGUUCCUGUUUCAUCGAAUAAGAAACUACAAGAGAUAACGAAGCGAGGAACACCAAUUAUUUUCCUCAGAACGACGAAUGAAGGGAGAACAUUGAUCAGAUACGGAAAAUCUGUUCAAGAUUGGUUUGUUUUCCAGAUGAACACCGGAGUUGUCAGAGGAUUUUGGUCUGGAUUAAUAAGAGAACUGAUUUUCGGUGCUUCUGCAAGUGAAGAGAGACUUUCAAUCACUUUGGACUUAAAUAGAUUGAGGAAUAUUACAAAUCAGAGUAUAAAUCCACCUGUUGGUUAUCCUGUGUAUGUAACUAAGGUUUUGUCUAAUAAUUAA
This is a messenger RNA of Trichomonas vaginalis G3, 3069 nucleotides long. Its product is annotated as pecanex family. Lineage: Eukaryota; Parabasalia; Trichomonadida; Trichomonadidae. Bases 1 to 3069 code for a protein of 1022 amino acids. Gene Ontology annotation, cellular component: membrane. The record is from RefSeq and is a predicted model, not a curated record. The transcript has a single exon.